Molecule: messenger RNA, 1731 nt
Organism: Arachis duranensis
Lineage: Eukaryota; Viridiplantae; Streptophyta; Magnoliopsida; Fabales; Fabaceae
Product: (6-4)DNA photolyase
Exons: 15
Coding region: 103-1731 (542 amino acids)
Biological process (GO): entrainment of circadian clock by photoperiod; circadian regulation of gene expression
Cellular component (GO): cytoplasm; nucleus
Molecular function (GO): DNA binding; FAD binding
Source: RefSeq, a predicted model, not a curated record
ACCCUUGUUCACGUAAAAAGGCGCGAACGUAACAAUAACCCGUAACACUCAAAAUAGAUUCAAACAUAGUUUCCCUUCUCUUCUAUCAUCUCCUUCGUUACAAUGUUAUCCGGGUCGGGUUCAUCGGUGAUGUGGUUUCGGAAAGGUCUUCGGAUCCACGACAACCCGGCGCUACAACUUGCUUCACAAGGCGCGUCUCAUCUCUACCCGCUAUUCGUGGUGGACCCGCAUUAUAUGGAGCCUGACCCGACCUCAUUCUCGCCCGGUUCGUCGCGCGCGGGUCUUAACCGCACCAAGUUCUUGCUGGAGAGUCUUGUGGACUUGGAUCUCAGCCUCAAGAACCUUGGCUCGCGUUUAUUGGUUCUUAAGGGUGACCCUGCCGAAGUUCUCAUUCGCUGCUUGAAGGAGUGGAACGUCAGAAAGCUAUGUUUUGAGUAUGACACUGAGCCAUAUUAUCAGGCUCUAGAUACUAAAGUAAAGAACUUUGCACUUGGAGCUGGGAUUGAGGUUUUCUCUCCUGUGAGUCACACACUCUUCAAUCCCACAGAAAUUAUAGAGAGGAACGGAGGGAAGCCACCACUUACUUAUCAAUCAUUCACCAAAAUUGCGGGGCAACCACCGCCACCUCUCACAAUCACACACUCUUCGCUUCCUCCCAUUGGUAUUCUUGGGAGCUGUGAUAUUUCUGAGGUUCCUACAAUCGAAGACCUUGGAUAUGGAGAUGCUAAACAGGAUGAAUUCUCUCCUUUCAAAGGCGGUGAAUCGGAAGCGUUGAAGAGGCUGGCAGAAUGCAUGAAAGACAAGGCAUGGGUCGCAAAGUUUGAGAAACCAAAGGGUAAUCCAUCUGCAUUUCUUAAGCCCGCAACAACUGUUUUAUCACCUUACUUAAAAUUUGGUUGUCUUUCCUCCAGAUAUUUCUACCGGCAGAUUCAAGAUGUCUAUGAAACCAUGCCGAAGCAUACAUCACCACCUGUGUCUCUUCUAGGACAGUUAUUGUGGAGAGACUUCUUUUACACAGUAGCUUUUGGAACUCCAAACUUUGAUAGGAUGAAAGACAACAAGAUAUGCAAACAGAUUCCUUGGAAGGAUGAUGAUAAACUGUUAGAGGCUUGGAGGAAUGGUCGCACAGGAUUUCCAUGGAUUGAUGCUAUCAUGGUCCAGCUACAUCAAUGGGGUUGGAUGCAUCAUCUGGCACGUCAUUGCGUUGCGUGUUUUCUAACUCGAGGUGAUCUGUUUGUUCACUGGGAGAGAGGACGUGAUGUCUUUGAGAGGCUUCUGAUCGAUGCAGAUUGGGCUAUUAAUAAUGGAAACUGGUUGUGGCUCUCAUGUUCUUCCUUCUUUUAUCAGUAUAAUCGUAUUUACUCCCCGACAUCCUUUGGUAAGAAGUAUGACCCUAAUGGUGACUACAUUAGACACUUUCUCCCUGUCUUAAAAGAUAUGCCGAGGCAGUACAUAUAUGAACCAUGGAGUGCUCCUCUAAGCAUUCAGACCAAAGCAAAUUGCAUUAUUGGCAAAGACUACCCAAAGCCAGUUGUUUUGCAUGAUUCUGCGAGUAAAGAGUGCAAAAGGAAAAUGGGCGAGGCGUAUGCACUGAGCAAAGAACUGGAUGGUGUUGUUAAUGAAGAUGAUCUGAAAAACUUGAGAAGGAAACUAGACGAGGGUAAAGAACAAGAGACUAAAGCCAAGAGACCUAGAAACACAAGAGGGGACACCAUCUUUGUAAUUUUAUAG